This is a messenger RNA of Megalops cyprinoides (Indo-Pacific tarpon), 3048 nucleotides long. RefSeq names its product axonemal dynein light chain domain containing 1 (gene axdnd1). Lineage: Eukaryota; Metazoa; Chordata; Actinopteri; Elopiformes; Megalopidae. The transcript is spliced from 24 exons. The record is from RefSeq and is a predicted model, not a curated record. Bases 1 to 3048 code for a protein of 1015 amino acids.
AUGUGCGUUUCAUCAGUUUCAGCAGAACUCCCGCAGCCCAGAGAGAAGUGUGUUGCUGUGGAGCGGCCUAAACUGGAGCUUGUGUCAUUACACAGUGACUUAAUUCCAGAUGAGCUCCUGACUACACUUGUUUCUACUGUCUGUCCCCUGGAGAGACCCCUGCAGGGCCAAAAAAUCACCAAGACACCUAAAGAUUUCAAGGUCCAUGGGAUGCGCAGCACAGACGCAGUAUGGCAUCAUCCUGUUGGCCGCAAGAAAUACAAGCACCUUCUGGACCAGCCCACUUCACUGACUGGAGCUGGCAGGGACAUCUCCUUCCUGUGUGAUGCCAUGGUCUCUCAGAGGGCCAGGACGCCCCUUCCGCCUGUGACAGACAGAGGUAGCACCCACUCCCAGGACACCCACAAGGACGUGAGUCUGAAGGAGAGCCUGAUCCCUGAGGAGUUUCAUAUAGUGAAGAACAGAGGGGUGGUGGGCCUGAACUGCUAUGAAGACAAAUACACAGUACUACUGGAAGACGAGGAGCAGAGGCUUAGAGUAUUCCCAUCGAUGAUGCCCAGCAGCCGACUGGAGGCUGUGCAGCUGAUGAAGGUGAUGGACGAGAUGCUGGACAAAGCAGGGGUCAAUCAAGAGUUCACAGAGCUGAAGGAGCUCUCCCAGAUGGAGGGUCUGCUAGAGCUGGUGCGGGUGGAGCAGAACAUUUACAACGCCAUCUUCCACGAGCUUAUCCGGCAGGUCAGCGUGCAGUGCGCAGAGAGAGGCCAGCUGCUGGCCAAGCUCAGGCGCAGGUACGCGGCCCUGCUGGAACGCAUCCCCCAACAGCUGAAGGGGCUCCACACGGAGACGCUGGCGCAGCGGGCCCUGGACCGACGCCUCACAGAGGAGAUCGUCUGCCUCAAGGGCACAAUCACCCAGCUCAACACGGAGCUGGGGCAGAUGAAGGAUCUUAAUGACCGUGUGUCCAGGCAGGCGGAGAAAGCACAGGAGGAGCUGGCGAAGGCCCUGGAGCAGUCCCGCAGGAACUCAGACUUGGUGGGGGAGUACCGUGAGCUAUAUGAGAUGCAGAGACAGCGGCUGGAGGGGCAGGUGGCCAGGCUGACCGAUGAAAGAGAUCGCUGGAGCAAAGUCACGUACAGUCUGGCUCUCAAGGUGAUCAAAGCAAACAGCCUCCAGCUGGCCGGCAGGCUUCACGUCAGUGAGCAGGCCUGGACCAAAACCGCAAAGCGCUUCACUGCCCUCCUGACAUCCAAAGAUACAGAGGACCUGAGCCGCAUUGUGAAGCUGACGGACCAGUGGAAGGAGGUGGUGGCUGGCUUCGUACAGAGGCUCAACAAACACGAGCGCAGCCAGUGUGAAGAGAUCAAGGGGGUCCAAGCUGGCAUUGCCCAGUGGCAGGAGCUCUGUGGAACCAGUAUCAACAGCCCAGAUGGGAAAUUUGAAAAAGAGUCAGAGGACAAGUUGUUUGUUGACUUGAAACACUGGGCAGCGAUGCUGACCGUGCAGUGUGAGCGCUAUGGGGGCGAGGACCUUCUUUCCUGCCAGGAGACCCUCAACCUGCUCUCACAGCUGCAGGAGGACUGGGUGGACACUGCCCUGGGGCUCUUCAGGAGACACCCUAGAGCGGACGGGGAGCCCCCCAAGGGCCAGGAGAGCAUGCGGGAGCUGAGCGGGGCCGUCUCUGAGCUCCACAGGCAGCUGGGGACCCGUGUUACUGGGGAGAGCGGUGUCCACAAAUUGCUGAUCUCUCUGGUUGGGGCAAUGGAACUGUGGGCCACCAGGCUUAAAGCUGUCAGCGGCCAGCCUGGGGGUCUCCCCCGUUACGAUUGGCUGAAGCUGGAAAGGGACCUGGGCAGCUGGACAAAGCUGGCGGAGGAGUCCCUCCACCAAGUUUCAAGCACCCAGACAGACAGUGAGAGGGUGAAGCAGAUACCACACGUCAGGAUUGAGAUUCAUGAUGUUUUCACCAUGAUGCGCGAGUUCCUCUCCACGCAAGACACUUUCUUUGACUGUGAAAACCAAAGGCUGUGUGAGGAGGUAAGCUGCAUCCACUCUGCCCUGACUCGCUGGAUGGUGGAUCUGCUUCUGCUGAUGGUCCCAGACUGCAGUGAUGACGAGGGGCCUCCUCUGCCUCCCGGCCUUGACAACAAAGCCCCUCAUACCAUCUCUCCCCAGAAGCUGGUCGAAGAUGCAAAUCACCUCACACAGAAACUGGACCACUUCUCUAAAUACCUAAUCAGCUCCUGUCUGCCCAUCAUAGAGGGGAACAUUCACAAGCACCAGGCACAGGACGAGUCUGAGAAUGAGCUCUACGAGCUCAACAAGCUCCAGCGGGAGAGUGGAGAGUGGAGGGAGGCCUGCCGUAUCCUGCUGCUGGAUGUGACGGGGUUUGAGGUCAGCGAGCAGGCGUCUGUGACUCUGGCCCCCGACGUUGUUCCCUCAGAGGAGGCCAGCGAGGAGUCACUGAUAGACGAAGACACAGCGCCACCUUCGGAUAUAGAGGAGGAGGAGGAGGAGGAGGCGGCAGCGGCUGUCAGAGAGGGCGAGGAGGGGGAGAGCCCAGAGCCAGUGGGGAAGGACACAGAGGAAUAUUCCACCCUGACAGUGGAAGGUCAUGGUGACGGCAACACAGAGAAGACAGCAGCAGAGGAAACUGUCCCUGCGUCUGUGUCUGGCUCCCCUAAGGCGGUGGUGAGAUCUCAGACUCCUGAUACCCAGAGGGCCUGGGCCACUGUGGAGACCCUUCAGCUACAGCUACUGGAUGCAGAGAGUCGUGCCCAGAGCGCAGAGGAGCAUGCCCUGUUAACCGAGGAGGCGCUGCAGGCUGCGCUGGAGAAGAUCCGUGACUUAGAGCUGCAGCUGAAGGCCAGGGCCUCUCUGGAACAGAAGGAGAACAAAAAGUCAGCAGCCACACCUCCCAGGAAGGGUGUGCCUGUGGAACAUAAAACAGUGGUUGAGAAACCGGAACCCAGCCCCAAGCAGCGCCAGCCAACCAAGAAACGCGGAAUCCAGCAAGGCACUCCCCAAAAUUCCCAGAGGUCAACCAUGUGA